AUGGCGCCCGCGUACUUCGCCGAUUUCCAUCCGUUCGAGAACCUCCUCGUCACGUUUGUGGGCUGCAACAUGUUCUGUGAGGAGGAGAUCGAUAUCUCGGUCGAGGCCAUCGAGGACUUGAUUGGAGUCAUGGAGAAGGUGGCGUCCCAAUUGAAAGAGUGCGCAGUGGAUGAGUUCCCUCGCAUCAAGUCGGAGCAUGAGCACGCCAUCAAGCUCUUCUUCUGGACCAUGAGCUGCGACUGGAUGGUCUGGGAGCAAAGCAUCUACGACAAGCUGUACGAGGUCCUGGGCGUGAUGAAGCAGCCGGCCAACAAUUUCCAGCAGCUCUUCCCCGUGCUCCCGACGCUCGCUUACGGCAUGAGAUACUUCCUCCGAGCCAUGAUGCCCGGCUUCCACGACCCGCGCGAGCACCGCGAGCUCUUUAGUAGCAUGGCCCGCAUGGCGGCCCAGCUCUACGAUGAGACCUACCGCGACCACCCGACGCACGAGUGGGAGAGCUUGCCCGACGCGCACCCGAUCUUCGGUCUCGGGGGCUGCAUGCACCACUUCCAGGUUCACGACGGCAUCAGGAUCGGCUUCCGCAUCGAUCCGGCUUACGUGCAGGAGAAUCAGGAGUGGGAUAAGACGUGGAAGGUUUUCGGCCAUAAUGGGGCGGAGGUGGGAGACGUUUGGGCGUGUCAACAUGCGCUGUUGCGAGAUUGUGUACACGGUGAUAGGCAAUCGGGGGUUUCCGGCAACAGAGAAGAAGGUGCUUGGAGCGUGGUCGUCGGUGACAGACAGGGACAUGUUGACACUGGUGACCGAAUCAUCUACGAAAGCGCUGCAACCUUGUACACCGUCGCCGCCGGGUGUACUACACCCAAACGGACCGGGGCAGCUACUCUGUUCAAGUCCGCAUCCCAAAAGAAGCCCGUGAGAGUCUUCCGAAAAAGUGGGAGCUGCGGCCGGGUUGGGUAUCCCACCAAAGGACUGCGUUAUGACGGCCUCUACGAGCCAACCUUGGGGGGGCAGAAGCCCGAGCUGAAGCAGAAUGGUGAUCCCACUGGUAGAACCAUCUUUCUCUUCAUCCUGGACCGCUUGCCGGGACAGCCAGGCAUCGCUACCAAUCGUCCUACCGCAGCUGAGGCCGCCGUCUUUGGGGAGGUCAAGAGGGCUGCUGCUGAAUUCCUGGAAAGCUAA
Molecule: messenger RNA, 1179 nt
Organism: Drepanopeziza brunnea f. sp. 'multigermtubi' MB_m1
Lineage: Eukaryota; Fungi; Ascomycota; Leotiomycetes; Helotiales; Drepanopezizaceae
Source: RefSeq, a predicted model, not a curated record